AGCCGGGACCUUAGGCCGGGUUUGGCCGCCUGAGUAGCUGAGAGAGCCGCUGCCCGUGGCCUCCUGGUACUAGAAGAACCAAAAUCGAGGCGGCCAGGGCACAGUGGCCUUAUUUUGAAUGGGCGCGGCCGAGCUGUUCCUUAUGUGCUUAUGUGGGGGGGCGGCGGCGGCGGCGUGAGUAACCGGCCGGAGGAUCGUGAGGGGAAGAAGGAGGGAAGCCCGGUCGAGACUUCGCCCUUCCAUUUGUCUGGUGAAAAGGAAGAAGGUAUUGUACACUACUGUCUAUUUUGGUAAUCAGCACUGUAUGGCGGGGCAUUUGACAUCCAGCUGAAAGUAAAAAGAAUCAUUCUUUUGGGAACUAGUGCAAAACAGACCUGUAGUAACUAUGAACGGCCAACUGGAUUUGAGUGGAAAGCUUAUAAUUAAAGCUCAGCUGGGUGAUGAUAUUAGGAGAAUUCCAAUUCACAAUGAGGAUAUCACCUAUGAUGAGUUGGUGCUGAUGAUGCAGAGAGUUUUCAGGGGGAAACUGCUGAGCAACGAUGAAGUUACAGUAAAAUAUAAGGAUGAAGAUGGCGAUCUUAUAACAAUCUUUGAUAGUUCAGAUCUUUCCUUUGCAAUUCAGUGCAGUAGAAUCCUGAAACUGACACUGUUUGUUAAUGGGCAGCCAAGACCGCUAGAAUCAAAUCAGGUAAAAUACCUUCGCCGAGAACUGAUAGAGCUUCGCAACAAAGUGAAUCGUUUAUUGGAUUGCUUAGAACCUCCUGCUGAGCCAGGACUUUCUACUAGUCUGCCUGAAAAUGAUGUUGCAGAGGGUAGGGAACACAAGCCUGCUAGUGCCGAUUCAACUGUCAAGCCAUCUACUCAAGUUAUAGCAGCAAGUAUGUCUGCUUUUGAUCCAUUAAAAAAUCAAGAUGAAAUCAACAAAAAUGUCUUGUCAGCAUUUGGGCUGACAGAUGAUCAGGUGUCGGGGCCACCCAGUGCCCCUGUGGAGGAACGUUCAGGAACGCCUGACAGCAUCACUUCUGCAUCCUCUGCAGCUCAUCCACCGUGUGUUCCACCACAGCAACCAUCAUAUGGAGGCUCUCAGCCCCAAACUGGUCAAAUGGAUGGCCAAAUGUAUCAACAGUAUCCACAACAGGCUGGAUAUCCUCAACAGCCACAAGCUCAACCUCAACCACAAUAUGGUGUACAAUAUCAAGCAGGCUACAGCCAACAGACUGCUCCUCAACAAGCACAGCAGUUCCAAGGAUACACUCAGCAAGCUUCCCAGGCUCCAGCUCCUGGCUUUUCUGGCCCAGCUACACAGCUGCCAGCUCAGCCUCCUCAGCAGUAUCAAACAGGCACUUAUGCUCCACAAAAUUUUACAACUCAGGCCUCCCAAUCUGCUAAUUAUAAUGUAACUCCAGCAUCGCAACCUGGAAUAGCUCCUAGCCAGCCCAGCACCUACCAGCCAAGACCUGGUUUCACCCCACCUCCCGGAACUACUAUGACUCCUCCUCCAAGUGGCCCUAAUCCUUAUGCACGCAGUCGUCCUCCAUUUGGCCAGGGCUAUACUCAGCCAGGUCCUGGUUAUCGAUAAGGAAACUAUGCUUUUAAAGAGCCCCAGGUAAAUCCAAGCAGCUGCUGAUGCUGUUCCACCUGUACAGACAAGAAGCUUCUUUAAUUGAUAUUUAAAAAAUAUUGAAAGGCAAAAUAUUGUAUGGUAUCACCUUUGCUCUUUAAUUUUCUGGGAUAAAUGACCAAAUGAAUCUUGUUUCCUGCUUUAAAUUGUAUUGGCUUUCUAGUGUAAUAUUUGUCCCAUUGGAAACACUACCUAAAUGUAUGUAAAGCAGAUGACAUUCUGGUUUGCCAUAUUAAACUGCUAGGUGAAAAUCUAGCUGACUUUCUUGAAUUGGUUUUGCUAAUAAAAUUAAGUACUAAAUUAGAUCCACUUGUUAAAAAUUAGAUAACAUAUAAAUUGUAACCUUCACAAUGCAAUUGAAUAAAAACUUUCAAAUCAUUAUUCGAUCAGUUGCAGAGAAGUCUGUUUAGUAAAUGUUAUACCUAUCUUUCUAAAGAAAACUAAGUCUCCAACUCCCCGGAUUGUGUUGAAAUAUUUUUCACAUAAGAACACAUUUGAAGCAAUUCCUGUUAUAGCAGCUGAAAAAUGCUGUAGUAAACAUUGUGUAACUUUGUUCUUUUCUUUGCGUAUAUCAGUAAAAAUGACAGAUACUUGAGUGAUGAUUAUAGCCAAGGCUUUGGCAGAAAAACUCAAGCAAAUUAAAUAAAUUAAAAUGCCUUUCGUAACA
This is a messenger RNA of Thamnophis elegans (Western terrestrial garter snake), 2288 nucleotides long. RefSeq names its product trafficking from ER to golgi regulator (gene TFG). NCBI's taxonomy places the organism in Eukaryota, Metazoa, Chordata, Lepidosauria, Squamata, Natricidae. Bases 386 to 1579 code for a protein of 397 amino acids. Gene Ontology annotation, cellular component: endoplasmic reticulum exit site. The record is from RefSeq and is a predicted model, not a curated record. Gene Ontology annotation, biological process: endoplasmic reticulum to Golgi vesicle-mediated transport; COPII vesicle coat assembly. The transcript is spliced from 9 exons. Gene Ontology annotation, molecular function: identical protein binding.